Messenger RNA from Aspergillus pseudotamarii, 951 nucleotides. RefSeq lists its product as uncharacterized. The transcript is spliced from 3 exons. NCBI's taxonomy places the organism in Eukaryota, Fungi, Ascomycota, Eurotiomycetes, Eurotiales, Aspergillaceae. The record is from RefSeq and is a predicted model, not a curated record. The coding region runs from base 1 to 951 and encodes 316 amino acids.
AUGUCUUUGAUCCAGAGAACUAUCCGCGCCCUACGUGGUCGCUUUUCGCAUAUCGAUCUAUCUGAGAAAUUGGAUGAUCAACGCAUGGAGGUAUAUACCAUACUCUGGGACAUGUACCAAAAGCUACGUGGUCUAAACGCUGAGUCACUCGAAUCGGAAAACCUAGAGAUGCUGGCAGUGCAUAUUCUACCGCUGGACCUCACACAUACUACCGAGCCCGCGAUACCGCGACAGUUAGAUCCAGGUGCCUACUUUAUCCCCCUCUCCGAUGAGUUUGUCAGACACCAUUCCAUGGAUAUCAGGGACCCCGAGACUCAGGAGGAUCUAGAUAUCACCGCAACACUUCUUAAACCGGGAUAUAGCAAGAGUAACAGUUGCUACCGGCCCUUAAGCUCCUACAGUAAAGCUGGAAUUCUAUGCGAUCGACUAGCUAUAGAAAUGUCCACCCGAAGAGUUAACUGCGAAGAAGAAUGGACAUCCCUGAGUAUGAUCACAAAGUGGAGGUGGAACACCAAUUUCCAUCUCGAUCCGACUUUCUCUUACCACGCUCCGGAUUAUCGAGAUGAUUAUGACUGGAGUAUUAACCUUUUUUACGCUUGCUCAAGUCAUCCUACCUUCCCGCAUAUUAAGGUCCUUAUGUAUCACAGCGAUGUCAAGGAUCCCGAGCUAGUUCUCAAGGCAGAGGUCAUGGCGAUAGUUGCCACCAUGCACUCCCGCCUGUGUACAGAGACUCUCCUCGAUCAUCUUAUUGUUCCGGUAAUGCUUUUCAGCUUCGCAGGAUGCAGUGUGCGCGUUCUAAUCGCCAUCUAUGACGGGCAGAAUUUGAGGAUCUCCAUGUCCAAAUUCAUGGAAUACUCGGAAGGGUCUCAGGAUCUCUGGGACUUGCUUACUCGUUACCUGGGAUGUGGUAUCAACCAUCAGCUGACCACCAAGAAGCUGCCUGUGGAAUAG